Molecule: messenger RNA, 4394 nt
Organism: Pelagomonas calceolata
Lineage: Eukaryota; Pelagophyceae; Pelagomonadales; Pelagomonadaceae
Source: the annotation of a GenBank genome assembly
CAGAUCUUCAUCAAGACGCUGACGGGCCGCAAGCAGGCCAUGACCUUCGAGCCCACCGACGAGGUGUUGCAGAUCAAGCGGCAGCUCCAGGAAAAGGAAGGCAUCCAGGUCGACCAGAUCCGCCUGAUCUACUCGGGCAAGCAGCUCGCGGACGACAAGCCGCUCGAGUUCUACAACAUCCAGGCCGGCGGCACGAUCCACAUGGUGCUCCAGCUGCGCGGCGGCGGCGGCGCGCCGUGAGCUUUCGCGCGCUCCGUUCUGUAGUAACACGUGUAUCCUUAUUAUCCAUGGUGCGGACCUCGAGUCGCUUGGGGUACUACCCCUCCUCCGCCCGCGUCGGCUCGUUCGUGCGGGGCAAAAAACCUGGGUGUUUUGAAAACGAGGUGCCGAAUUGCCGAUAAUAUACGCAUAAAUACGGCUGCCGUCGCCGCAUUUAUACAUCGGCAGCGUGCCUACAUCGUAUUGCGCGGCGCGGGGCAGCACGGCUCCCCGAGGCGCCGGGAUUCAUACAUUAAGGCAGCAACCAGCGGUCACACAGAGCAGGCGCCGCACAAAAAAAAAUGCCCCUUGUCGACGUGAACCAGAAGCCGGCGCGGAGCCGCAAGCCCGCGCCCAGGUCCCCCGCCGCCGCGUCCUUGCAGCCCCUGGUCGACGUCUUCAAUCGGUUGGGUGCCCUUGGUUCGUGGGACGGCGUCGGGCGGAAGGGCGACGUUGCUCGGGGCUUGGACCCCCAAUUGAAGAAGAUCGUGCUGACGCUCGGUGGUUCUACGGCUCGCAGUACACUCAUACUCCCGAAGAAGGGCGAGCUCGGACUGAAAGCUAGAUUUGUCUACGUCCAGUAUGCAAGGGCAUCACCGUCCAAACCCUGCUCCAUCGAAAUCGAACUCACCAGAAGAAAAACGCAGGACUCGUGUCGGGUCUCAUUGAGUUCCAACACCCCGCAAGACACGUACAAGGUCGCGGGAGGCGCGUUAAGGGCCCCGCUCGCGGAGCAUUCCCGAUGGACGACGUCGGUCGUCGACCUCCAGGGCUGCUGCGACUUGUUCCACAAGACGGAUAAUCAGAGUCCCAUCACGGUCCGCAAAAUUACGAUCGGAGGCGACGUGAAAGUAAAGGGUGUCUGGACGUCGCAGAAGGAGUUCACAGAAGUAGAUUGCCCCGUGGACAUGCGUUUAAAAACAAGGACGCCCGUCGAGUUUCUGAGGUUCCCGGAGAAGGACGAAGGUGACGAGGAGCCUAUUGUCGUCGAAGAGCCGACGCCGAAGCGCGCGCCCCCGCCCUACGCCCCGAAGGUCCUCAGGAACGCUUCGGUGCGCGCGUCAUUACAGUGCCGCCUCGGCUACGCUCGAGCCGUGGCCUGGGCCUCGCCCACGAGGUGCGUCUACGCUUCCGGAAGGUCCCUGGCCUCCGUCGACGCUUCGUCAGGAAAUCCCAUCUCCAAGCCUCUCCAAUUAAAUGAGUUGUGUACGGCGAGGUGCCACACCGAGGCGAUUACAUUAGUCGCUGCCUCCAAUAACAUCCUGGCGACGGCGCAAUCAAAAGAUGAAAAAUGUAGGGUGGCCCUCUGGAAGCCGGGACCGCGGGAGGACGAGUACAUCACGGACUUCGCGCCGCACGCUAGAGCUGUCACUUGUCUGGCCUUCUCGCACGACGGCGGGCGGUUGUGUUCGGUGGGUCUGGACGCGCAGGCUCGAGCUCAAUUGGUGAUUUUCGACGUCGCGAAGCUCAUACAAAAAAAGAGACGUAAGGACGUCAGUACGGCGAUUAUCGCGAGGCAGCUCUCGGACUUUGACGUUUCAGCGAUAGCAUGGAGCCCCUACGAGUCGGACCGAUUGGUGAGCUGCGGAAGGGAAAAUGUCAGGUUCUGGCGGUUACGACACGGCCACCUGCCGGGCUGCCCCGCUUUACUCCAUGAAUACGCUAGAGAUGCCAAGUUCACGGCGUUGUGCUUCGAGCCGGUCUACGGCGCGCGCGACGGCCAGGACGUCGCCGAAGCUUUAGCUACAAAGUCCGAACGGGGCGACAAAGUCGUCUUCGUGGCGGCGGCGUCGGGCCACGUCUUACAAGUGUCCUAUGCUCAACGAAGUCUGUUGUGUGUUCUGAAGCUCCAUGACGGUCCCAUACGUGGAGUAGCUGCCACACCCGGUUAUGUGGUAACAGCAGCGGACGAUGGGUAUGUGCGACUGUGGCCGCCGGGCUUCGCGGACUUCCUCAUGGAGGCCAAACAUGAUGCUCCAGUUGUGUCCAUUUCUGUCGCGCCGGAUGGAUUGAGGGUGGCCUGCGGGACGUCUAGAGGCGCUCUCGGUGUCUUAGACGUGGCGUCCCACAAGUACGGUACUCUCGUGAGAGCCCACACGGGCGCUAUCCUAGACAUCGCUUGUACGUCCGGCAAAUUUGCCACGUGUGGUGCUGAUGCUACUGUAAGGGUGUGGGACGAGACAACAGGAUUACAAAGGUCCGAGCUGGCCUCCCCUGAUGAUAGAGCUUUAGUAUUGGCCUGGCGACCGGAGUCUGACGACGUGGCCGUGGGCUUUGCUUCCGGAUCGGUAAGAGUGUUCGAUCUGGACAAGACCGAAACGUUAUUCGACAUGCGCCAGCACAAAGCCGCCGUUUCAUCACUACAGUUUCGGUCGAAGCGCCACUUGUACUCCGCUUCUAGAGAUGGUCAUUUAUGUCUGUACGACGCGCAGCAAAACUUUUCAGUUGUGGCCGUGGUUCAUGUGGAUGCGAACCUGCCGCAGCACGCCUGGGGCCCGUCUGGCGGAGACGAGCAUCUAACUCUGGCGACGUCACCGGAACAUUCCGUGGUAGCAUGCGUCACGAGUCGCGCGCCGGAUCGAGUCUGUCUCUUCGACGCCGCAUCUCUCAGAAAGUCACCACUCACACUAGAUGUGAAAGAGGCAGCAAGGUGGCCCCUCAAGCCCCUGGUGGAUCUGUACUGGCAGAAUAUGACCCUCCACGCGGUCGAGGAGGACGGCUCCGUUUGUAGGUGUGAUCUGUCCAAGGCCUCACUAGGAUUGAAGGGCAUCUCGGGGGACCAGCCGGCCGGUAAGUCGUCGUCGGGCAAGGCGACGGUAUCGGAUGUUGUUUUACAACGCGUCUACGCGGCCCGAACCGUAUAUGACGCGUCCGAGCCGCUCGUGCCGGGUCGCAAAGUGUCCCAGGUAUCUCAUACAGGUGAAGUGCUCUGCGGGUUGGAUGCCAAGGACGACCGCAUCGUCCACUUGCGCGCGAUUCAGAAGGGCGCCUGCGCCGAUCUCACGUGUCGCCUCGACGACCAUGCAUCCUCGAUCAGACGGUGCGCGUUUACACCCUCAGAUAGGUUAGUGACCUGCGACGCGACGGGGAAUUUACGCGUGUGGCACUGGGAGCGGCGGGGCGAAGUCCUACCUUCACCGAAAUCUUCUCCAAUGGCUCUCGGGACGGACGACGCGUUCUGCAAGGACCAGACGCAGCUCGGCUGGGACGACAUGGGGGACCCCGCCGUCUCCGCUUACUUACCGGAGCAUAGGGGCUGUUCCAUGAAAUUGGACGUCGUCGCGGGGGCCGUCUGGUGCCGUUGUGCGGACUCCAUUGUCGAGGCGGCGCCGAACGGAGUCGUGGCGCGCGUCGCGGGAGACGCAUCCAGUGAACCCGUGUCCCUGGACACGGCGUCGGCCUUGUGCUGCGUUUCUUACAAAGAGCUCGUCGCGUUCGGCUUCGCCGAUGGCGUGCGGUGCUGGUCGCAUGAGGAGGGGGGCUGGGCGUCAGUCGAGUGCGGUGCGAUGGACGAGCCCUGCACGGCGCUGGCCCUCAACGCUACUAAUAUCUUCUCGGCCCACGGUGAUAAAGUCGCGGCAUACAACAUAGAGGAGGGGGGUACGACCUCAACAGCACCGGAGACGCGGCAGAUUAUCGAGCUCGCGGCGUUCGCCCACGACAGACCGGCCUGCGCGGCGCGCCUGCAGGACGGCAGCGCCUGCGUCUUUGAGGUCGAGGACGGCGCGCUCGAGGAGACGCUGCUCGUCGCGGUCGCCGACGCGGUGUCCAUCGCGACGUGGCGCGACGCCGUGGUCGCGCUUGAUAAAAACGGCGCCGUGUCGUUCCACCGCGGCGCCGCGGACCCGUGCUACGAAGUAGUAAGCGUGGGCGGCGGCGCGGCUUCUAUAAAAUGCGGCCCGACGGACCUGCUCGUGGCCUACGCCGAUUCGGUCCGGAUCUGGGCCAUGGUCGUCGACGACAAACUCGGCCAGGUGCUGCUCACGCCCAAGGCGUCUCUACAGUUGGACGCGGCGCCGGCGCGCGUCGAGGCCGCCGCGUCGGUGACGCUCGGCCUCGUCGCGACGGCCCAGGGCGCGCUCUGGUACUUUCACGCCGACGCGGCGCACGACGACGAGUUCGGGGACGAGGCCUGA